ACUAAUUCCCUUCGUCCACUCCUCGAGAGACAUGACACUCGGAGAGAAAUCUAACCCUUUACUGGGAAGGUUUACUACCCGAAAAACUACAACCAUCAAAUGGCGCCGUUGCCGGGGAGUGGCACGGCAUUAGUUUAAUUUCUUCUGAUUAGCUUGGGUGAAGAUUGGUUAGAACGAUCUUCUUACUUCUUUUCAUCAACCACCCGUAAUAAUUAUUAUGGAUAACUCCAGUGGUUAUUACGGGUCGCCUUCUUUCUACCAAUCACCCAACCGCCUUCCGUAUUAUCCACCUUAUCACCCACAUCAGAACCCAAAUGAUGAUGACUACCAAGUCAACAAUAGGUCUGACUACUAUCCCUACCAUGAGGAACCACCAUAUGAUAUCCCGUCUAGAAACUUUGGAUAUUCUCCAUACCAAGAUUCUGAUGGAGAGAAUUAUUAUGAACCUCAUGGUGAACAAGAUGACUAUGACCAAUCUGGGCCUAUGUGCGACGAUCAAUCUGAUCCGCUCGUCGGAGAGAUCAUAAGAUUAGAACAGAAAAUCUUCUAUUUCGAUGAAGUUUUAUUCGCUGAAGGCUCCUGGUAUGAACCACCUUACUCCCGUGACUACACUCUGUUUGCUGAAGAACAAAUCGAAGCAAACAAGGUGGCAACUCGUGAAAGAGCAAAACUUCUUGAAUUAGUCCGGAAGGAAAGGGAGUUUGAAAGGAGAUUAUGCGAAGAAUCAGAAAGGAUGCAGAAAAUGCUGGACGACUUCCAAAGAGAGAGACUAGAAGCCGAGGCUAAAGCUGAUGAAUUAGUCAAUGAUCUCUGUAAGGCUAUUAAGCUUAAACGCUCCCUCCAAUCUCAAAAUCAAAUGAGGGAGAUUGAUGCUCAAAAAGAGGCUCUAGAACCUAAGACCAACCCUGAACCAUUCAAUCAACAGGUUCUAGUUCUAGAAGAUUCACCCAGUCCUAGCCAAGUCCCAACCAGCAUAGUCGUACAUGAGGUGGAACCAACUGAGGGACCUGACUCAGAACCACCUAUGCUUAUUCAAGAAAAGAAGGAGGAGGAAGUUUUACCUUUGGCAAUAAACGACCAUCUCCUUAAUUGUGUUGAAGACACACCUCCAGAGGAACCUGUUCUAGAGGAAAUAGAGCCCACUACCUACCCCCAAGAUUUCGACAUCCAAGAGUCUAAGGAGGAAUCUAUAGAUGAGGAAAUUCUUUGCACUGAUGAACUAAUUCCGUCUAUAGAAACCUGCGCAAAAAAUGAUUUAUAUGAAGAUUCAGACCAUGCUUUCUUUGAUUCCUUACUUGAUGGGUAUGACUAUGUCUGCCCGAAGGAUGGUUGGAGUCAAGCAAGUUGGGACGAGCUUCUGGUGAGUGAUCAUGACGACUCUUCCAUGGGGGAAAGCACGGUCAUAAUCAUCAAACCACAAUUGGUUAGUCAGUCGAUUGAAGAUAAGGAAGAAAUCAAUUUUGCAAUCAAGGCUAAUGAUGUGGAUCUACGGAGGAGACUUCCGCCACCACCCACCUAUCUACAGUCUCCUCCAUAUAUCCUGUUGCCACCAAGCCGCAAGGAUGAGUCAAGGAUCCUGGACCUUGACCGAGCAACAAAUCAAAUAAGAUGGGAGAACCGUAUGGAAUACCUUGUAGAGGAAGCGAAGAAGAGGUUCUGCACGUGGGGUAAACACAAAGGUGAGCUUUACAUUGGCCAUUGGAGAUUCAAGAAUGCUCUCAUUGGCACUUUCAGUCGCAGGCCUCCAUACCCAGUGAUGAAGAAUUUCUUGCAGAAACUUGGACUUCAAGGAGAGUUCACAGUUGGAAAACUUUCUUCCAAUCAGGUACUCAUUAACUUCCAGCAUGAAGAUGAUUAUCAGCGUAUCUUCCUUAGACAAACCUGGCAAGUUGGGGGUCAAAUAAUGGUUGUUACCAAAUGGACUCAUGAUCACAAGGAGGGGGUGGACUGUCCCAUUGUUCCUGUAUGGGUUUCUUGUCCUAACCUCCCUAUUUUCCUGCAUGAUCAAAGAGCUCUUUUCAACAUUGCAUCCUCUUUGGGUAGGCCUCUCAAAGUGGAUGAGAGCACAUUAAACUUCACAAGACCAGUUUUGGCUAGGUUCUGUGUGGAGGUGAAUGUCUCUAAUCCAUUACCUGCCAAGAUGCACAUCAGAUUAGAACAGCUGCAGAAAGAUGAAGGAUCCAACCCAGAACUCUCAUGUUCACAAACCGGCUCAANUUCAAUCAAUGACUCAGAUGGAUUGUGUCAUAUCAUGGCUGAUUCUCUCUCUAAAAAUCCGGCCACCGGAAAACCGCCGGAUACUCUUAAUCGUCUAUUCUCAGAGGUGGUUUCGGAUGAUUACAGCGGAAAAAAACUGGAGGGUAAAGCAACUGGUUUCUUUAAAGGCAUUCCCUCGGUUAGCUUCACACAGGAAGACAUUGCGGAGCUCUCCUCCCGUUUUAAGCUCGCACUGGUGGCAAAGUUUCUGAGGCGUCCCUCUUUCACUUCCAUGACCAAAUUUCUGCAGAAGUUGGGUCUCAGAGGUAGCUUUGAUCUCACAGUUCUCUCACCCCACAGAUUUCUGAUCAAUUUACAGGAAGAGGAGGAUUAUCUUCGUCUAUUUCUUCGAAGGUCAUGGCUGGUUUUUGGUUACACUAUGACCCUGUCUAAAUGGAGUCCCUCUCUGUCCCAUGAAAUGGAAAAUCCAGUCAUGCCUAUCUGGAUUGCUUUUCCAAAUCUCCCCAUCCAUCUUCAUGAUAAGAGAGCUCUCCAUCUUAUCUCCUCUUCCAUAGGCACCCCUCUGAAAGUUGAUUCCAACACUCUAAAUUUCUCUCGGCCGGGCUUGGCAAGAUGUUGUGUGGAGGUGGAUAUCUCUAACCUCCCUCCGGCGAAGGUCCUCAUUAAUCAUGGGGGAGAGGAGCUUAUUUUCCCUUUCUACUUCGAAAAUGUUCCCCUUUUCUGUAAGACGUGCAAAAAAACAGGUCACACUCUUGAGACCUGCGCUCAUCAGAAAAUUCCACCGGAGAAGGAUAAUCAUAAGAGCGAGGCAUUUUCAGAGAAGGGUGCUAGGGACAACCAGGUACAGGCCAAAGAGGAUAAAAUUGCUGAACAAUGGCAACAGGUUGUUUCCAAAAAGGGUAAGGACAAAUUGCCAGUUAAUGGGGCAGGGAAGUUAGAAUGGCGGGCCAAACCUGCACCAAUUAUUCCUACUUGGAAAGAAGGGCGAGGUGAGUCCUCCAAUAGCCAAGCAAAGCCUCCUGUUUCCCCUGGGACUCCCCAGGCCACCAUUAUUUUUCCUUAUGCAACUACAAAUACAAAUAAAGCAGACCAUAAGAAGGCUGGGACCUACUCCAUUUCAGACCCCUCUAUCCUCUCAGCCUUCACUUUACGUCAUCUUGAUGAAAACGUGGUUAGGGCUCCCAUUCUGUAUGAAGUCCCAGAUAUAAUUGACAAUAGCCUAGCCAUAGUCCCCUUUGAAGGAUUUGCUCUUCCAGAGGAUGAUGUACCAGACGUUGGUUUCUUCAAGGAGCCAGAAGUUAUUGACGAUCAACUAAAACAACUGGAUUCCCUCCUCUCCAGGGAGGACUUCCCUCCUUUAAAGGAUUCUAUCUCCCAGAGCCCCAAGGAUUUCAGCUCUCGAACUAAGGCAGUGAUUGAGGAUGAACAGAUCCUCUCUUGCUGCUUUAAUCAUCUUGGCUCCUCCUCUUCACUCUGGAUCUCUAGUGUUUAUGGUAGGCACACCAGGGCUGAUAGAGUUGGGCUUUGGAACUCUAUGGGAAACCUCCAUCCUAUUCAGGGCCCUUGGAUCAUCGGUGGGGACUUUAACACUGUGGCCUCCAUUACUGAACACAAAGGGGCAGUCUGCCCUGACCUUGGUAGUAAGGAUGAUUUCAAUAAGGCCAUUGCUGAUUGUGACCUUAUCUCCCCUUCCUUUUUUGGUAGCCAAUUCACUUGGUUUGGUAAUAGGGGGAGAGGGAGAGUGUGUAGAAGACUUGAAAGAAUCCUUAUCAAUGAGGUUUGUUUGGAUCUGUUUCAUACUAUUGAAGUUAAACACCUGGGAAGGGGGAACUCUGACCACAGGCCAUUAUUUUUAAAUUGUCUUCUUAGCUCAAGGACUGGCCCAAAGCCUUUCAAAUUCCUGAAUGUCUGGAGCUCCCAUCCUACUUUUAGAAACCUUCUUAUUUCCUCUUGGGACAAAACCUAUCAUGGUGGGGGUAUGAGAUGGUUAGUUUGCAAGCUUUCAAACUUCAAAGCCACCCUUCUCACUUGGAAUAAAGAAACAUUUGGGAACCUCUUCCAGGAUGUUAAAGAUGCUGAAAAACGGGCAGAACAAGCAGAAGAAAAACUUGAACAAGAGGACUCACAAAUAAACCUACUGGAAUUCAAACUUGCCACAGCCCUCCUCCAACAAGCCCUAAAAAAAGAGGAGAGUUUUUGGGCUCAAAAGGCAAAUAUAAGGUGGAUCUCACAAGGGGAUGCCUCUACAGCUUUCUUUCACUCUUUUGUUAAAGGAAGGAGGCAUAGAUUGUGUAUCUCCUCUCUUAAAGAUGAUAAUGGGAAAUUGCACAAUACAUUGGAGGGGAUCUCUAAAGUGGCAGUGGACCACUACUCAAGGGUUUUCUCCACUGUUCAUGAGGGGGAUAUGGGACAAAUCCUGGAUCACAUCCCUAACUGUGCAUCUCCCCAGGACAACAGUUUGCUCAGGUCAAUCCCAGAUGAGGAGGAAAUCAGGAGAACAAUUUGGUCCUUAAAUGCCAAUAGCACUGCUGGUCCAGAUGGUUUUAAUGGUUUUUUCUUUAGGGAUUCCUGGGAUAUUAUCAAAAUUGAUGUUUGUAGGGCAGUUCAGGAAUUCUUUGUGGGCAUCCCGAUGCCAAAAGCUUUUGGUAGCACUCUUAUUACCCUGAUCCCUAAGCAGGAAGGCUCCAUUACCUUGGACCAGUUUUGUCGCAUCUCCUUGUCAACCUUCUUUAGCAAAAUCAUUUCCAGGCUGUUAAGUGAGAGGCUCAAAAUAAUCAUUCCUAAACUAAUCUCCCAGGAACAAGCAGCAUUCCAGGUUGGUAAAAACAUUACUGAACAUGUUCUCAUGGUAAAAGAAAUGGUCCACAUUCUCUCAGCUAAAGGGAGAGGGGGAAACUGCAUCAUUAAGCUGGAUUUAUCAAAGGCUUUUGACAAACUCUCCUGGACUUAUUUGGAUGCCGUGCUAACCAAAUUUGGUUUUAGCCCACCUGUUGUUCAUCUUUUAAUGGGUAACCUUAGGGAAACUCACUUCUCUGUAUUGGUAAAUGGCCAGCCACAUGGUUUUUUCCCCAUGAAAUGUGGAGUUAAGCAGGGAGACCCCCUCUCCCCUCUUCUCUUCAUCAUUGCCUUGGAAGGUCUGUCCAGGUUCUUAAAUCAUCAUUUCUCCCGCGGAUAUAUUUCACAAUUCUCAGCUGGAAGAAACCCCACACCAUGCCAUCUUCUUUGUGCUGAUGACAUUAUCCUUUUCACCAAAGCAGACAGCAGGAAUCUAUUGAGACUUAGGGAACUUCUCUCCCUUUUCAUGAAGGCAUCAGGACAGGAAAUAAAUUACUCCAAAAGCCAAGUUAUAGUCCAUGAAAGAAUGAAGGCUGAGCAGCAAAACCAGAUCAGAAAAAUCCUAUCCAUCAGGGGGAGGUGGGGGAGGGUUGGGACUGGUUGGGCCUUGAGAAUUGGGCUCAGGGGGGCUGGGCUGGCUUUGCCGUGGGCUGGGGCUGGGCGACGCGGCUGUGUCGCUGGGCUGGUGGGGAAAGAUGUUGGGUGGGCUGGAUGUGGGUUGGGGCUGGGCCGAGGGGAAGAGGGGGGGCUGUGUUGGNNGUGGGUGGGGUGUGGGGAGGGGGUUGGUGGGUGGGGUGGGGUGGGGCAUCCUCCGUGGUGUCAAGGAAGUUAAAAUCGUCGGCGGAAGGGUGAUGUU
Messenger RNA from Cuscuta campestris, 5908 nucleotides. The record is from the annotation of a GenBank genome assembly. Lineage: Eukaryota; Viridiplantae; Streptophyta; Magnoliopsida; Solanales; Convolvulaceae.